This is a messenger RNA of Rhopalosiphum padi (bird cherry-oat aphid), 5369 nucleotides long. Its product is annotated as mucin-2-like. Gene Ontology annotation, molecular function: chitin binding. Gene Ontology annotation, cellular component: extracellular region. The record is from RefSeq and is a predicted model, not a curated record. Lineage: Eukaryota; Metazoa; Arthropoda; Insecta; Hemiptera; Aphididae. The transcript is spliced from 5 exons. The coding region runs from base 204 to 4679 and encodes 1491 amino acids.
CGAUGGGUUUGAGGAGGAAGGAUCUCGCGGCUAUUUGUAGGGCGCCGAAUGGAUUGUGUUGCGAAUUCAGUCGUCGCGGCGCUGACGAACAAGUGAUAUUAUUCUAGCCGACAGUGACCUCAACGGUCGUGUAUUAAUACGUUCAUAAUUUUGCGGAAAGAUUUUUGAUUAUAUUAUAACUAAGUGACAAGUCAUAUACAAUCAUGGUGGGUUCGAUGAGCCGAAUCAUCGUCUUAGUGUGUAUGAUUUAUCAUUCAAUAUGUGAUGUCACCGGCAGAGGAUCAAGAGCUAGUUCAAGUCCCACAGAAGGAACAUUUAUUUGUAAAUCAGAAGGAUUUCAUUCAGACCCGUCUGACUGUACAUCAUUUUAUAGAUGUGUAAACUUUGGAGCUGGGACAUACUAUACCAAGUUUAAAUUUCAAUGUUCUCCUGGAACUGUUUUUGAUCCAGAAAACUCUGUAUGCGUACAUCCUUCUUUUUCUAAUAGAGAAGAAUGCAAAAAUGUACAAUUUAGUAAUCCCGAGCCUGAACCUAGCCCAGAAGAAUCUAAUUCGUGGAAUUCACAACCUAAUGAAACUCCAAAUCAACCAAACCCUAAUAAACCAAAUAACUCAGGUUAUGGCUCAACCGCCCCCGAAUAUUUAAGCCAGCCAUCUUCCAACUAUGAUUAUGGGCGCCCACAAACCGGUUAUAAGCCAACACAAACUGAAUACGUACAACCUCAAUCACCAAUAUACCAACCUCCCCCAUAUAUACCACCUCAACCAAACUAUCCAUCAAAUAAUUAUAAACCUCAACAGCCAGAAUAUGUAGAAUCUAAACCUCAACCAAGUUACAAUCAACCACAACCUCAAUCUGGUUACAUUCCUACUUCAUCACAACCUGCACAACAACCAAGUUAUAACCAACCUCCACAAUCUGGUUACAUUCCUACUUCAUCACAACCGGUACAAAAACCAAAUUAUAACCAACCACCGCAAUCUGGUUACACACAAACAUCAACGCCACCGGCACAACAGUUCAACUAUAAUCAACCACCACAAUCUGGUUACAAACCACCUAGUCAACAACCUAGCUAUAACCAACCACCACAAUCUGGUUAUAUACCACCUAGUCAGCAACCAAGUGCUAAUCGACCACCACAGAAUAAUUAUGUGCAACCUGUAGUAUCAACAUCAGAGCCAAAUUAUUACCAACCAUCAAAUCCUAAUUAUAAUCAACCGCAAUCUACUUAUGCACCUCCUGUUCAACCAGAAGAUGGCUACAAUCAGCAAUCAUCAUCGGAAAGUCCUGAAAAUGAAGUAGAUAAUGAAUCGCCUGAUCAACCAGAAGAUACUAGUUCUACUGGACCAAAUUGUGUGUCAGAAGGAUUCCAUCCAUACGAUGAAGGCUGUAGUAAAAAAUUCAUAAGAUGUGUGGCUAAAGGUGAUGGAACUUUUACCAAAUAUGAAUUUAAUUGUGGUGAAGGGACCUUAUGGGAUGAUAGUCAACAAACAUGUAACCAUGCUAAUCUAGUAAAUUGUGGAACCACGACAGCAGCUACACCUUCCACAAUACAAUCAGAUUCUACUGUAGCGCAACAAAUAACCACAGCCAACCAAUGGUCUAGUUCAAUGAGUUCAUCUAUGAUGUCAAGCUCGAGUUCAAGUUCUAGUAGUUCUUCAAGUAGCCAAUUUUCAACUUCAGCUAUCAUUGCUGGUCAAACAAAUGGAGGAAAUAACCAACAGAUUUCAUCUCAAGGUGCUUCUUUAACAACAGUUGCUAUGAAUCAAGGCUCAAAUCAGGCUGAAAGUUCUAGUACAAAUCAACAAUUAGCUACUUCUGGGUCUAGUCAAGCUGUAACAUCUGGAUUUAACCAACAAACAACUCUUGCUGGAGCUAGUCAACAGACCACUAGUGCCGCAGCCAACCAACAGACCACUAGUGCCGCAGCCAACCAACAGACAACUAGUGCUGGAGCCAACCAACAGACAACUAGUGCUGGAGCUAAUCAACAGACAACUAGUGCCGCAGCCAACCAACAGACAACUAGUGCUGCAGCCAACCAACAGACAACUAGUGCUGGAGCCAACCAACAGACAACUAGUGCUGGAGCUAAUCAACAGACAACUAGUGCUGGAGCCAACCAACAGACAACUAGUGCUGGAGCUAACCAACAGACAACUGGUUUUGGUUCUAACCAACAGACAACUGGUUUUGGAUCUAACCAACAGACAACAAGCGCAGGAUCAAAUCAACAGACAACUAGCGUUGGAUCAAAUCAACAAACAACUGGCGCAGGAUCAAAUCAACAGACAACUGGUGCAGGAUCUAUUCAACAAAUAAAUAAUUCUGGAAAUAAACCAACUUCACCAAUGUCAUCAACAUUAAAACCGACAACGCCAAUUCAUACAACAAAAAAACCAAUGGUAUCGACAACUCCGAAACCAACUACUUCACAACCAACAACUCCAAAACCAACCACUCCAAAACCAACCACUCUUAAACCAAUCACUUCAAAACCAACCACUUCUAAACCAACCACUUCUAAACCAACUACUCAAAAACCAAUCAAUUCAAGUACUACACAAAAAGUUACAACGACAACUCAGUCAACAUCUACUUUACCAACAACUACUACACAAAAAACCACUACUAAGAAACCAGUGCAAAACACUUCAAUUUCUAAACCAACCACUCAAUCAACUAUAAAACCAUCUGUUACAACAACUAUUAAACCUAUAAAUUCAAAACCAACAACAAUUGCUCCCACAAACAAACCAUUAAACCAAUCACCAACAACUAUUAAACCAGUAAGUCAACAAUCUACGAAAAAACCACCUACCACACCUGUUACCACAUCAUCAUCUAUAAAUCAUCAAACACAACCACCUGCAACAACAGACACUUGUACGACAGAAGGAUUUUUCCCAGAUUCUAAAGAUUGCAACAAAUUUUAUAGAUGUGUUGGUAAUGGAAAAGGAUUUACUAAAUAUAACUUUAAUUGCGGGCCAGGAACUGUUUGGGAUCAUAUUAAUAAUGUAUGUAAUCAUCCAUGGGCAGUGGAUAGAGAUUGUUCUAAAUCAAGUCCAUCGUCUACAGCUGGAUCAACAGAACCAAUUGUUUCAAAUAGUUCUGAAAAUCCAAUAUCAAGUCAACCUAGUAACCCAGAAAUAUCCACAACAUUCCUUACCAGUCCUUCCCCUCAGUCGUCAACAAGUAGUCAAACUACUCAAACCCAAACUUCAACAUCUACGUCUAGUCAACAAACAUCUUCAACCACAAGCCAAACAGUUAUAUCGACUAAUAAUUCGACUGCCCCUUGUAAUACUCCACCAAAGCCACCUAGCAAAAUAGUGUGUAAUGGAAGUGGAUUUUUCCCUCAUCCUGAUGAUUGUAAAAAGUUCUAUAGAUGUGUCGACUGGGAUGGCGAUAAAGGUGAACGGUUUUCUGUGUACCACUUCGACUGUCCUCAAGGAACCAUUUUUGAUCCUAGCUUAAACGUUUGUAAUCACGAAGCUUCUGUAUACCCCCCCAGAGAUUGUUCUGGAUCAAGCACUCCGCAAAUUAGUGGAACUACUCCGGCUACUGAAAUAUCUACUACCACAGAAGCAAGUACUAUAGUAACAACUGAAGGUCAAACUGACACAACAGGACCUUCUGAAACUAAUGAACCAGAAUCAAGACCAACUUCAAGUUUGCCAGAUACAGAAUCUACUACAUCUAGUCAACCAGAAACUAAUCCACCGACAACUAAUCCAACAGGAACUGAUCCAAUAACGUCUAGUGUAACUGAGACUACAACGAGUCAAAUAGAAACAAAUCCACCGACAACUAAUCCAUCAGAAACUAAUCCACCAACAACUAAUCCAUCAGAAACUAAUCCACCAACAACUAAUCCAUCAGAAACUAAUCCACCAACAACUAAUCCAACAGGAACUGAUCCAAUAACGUCUAGUGUAACUGAGACUACAACGAGUCAAAUAGAAACAAAUCCACCGACAACUAAUCCAUCAGAAACUAAUCCACCAACAACUAAUCCAUCAGAAACUAAUCCACCAACAACUAAUCCAUCGGAAACAAAUUCACCUACAAGUCAAACAGAAACAACAGAUUCUGAAACAAAUCAACCGUCAACAGAAACAUUACCUGCUACAACAACUUCACCAGAAACUUCAAACUCUACAGACAGGUGUCCUACUUUAGAUCCUGAUCAAGUUGCAUUAGUGUGCCCAACAGGCUUUAGAAGACAUCCAAAAAAUUGUAACUUAUUUUAUCAAUGUACAAUAGCAGACAAUAAUGACAUUAAGGUAUUGGUCCUGGCGUGUUCCAAUGGUACGUACUAUGACCAAAGAAGAAUUCAAUGUUUACCACCAGAUGAAGCAGAAUCGUGUCCAUUGAAUAACGAAGGCCGGUCAGAACCACUUGAAGAGAUACUGCCAACUGUCCAGAUUCAACCGUAUCGGCAGUUAUGUCCGUCAGAAGGAAUGUUUGGUUCUCCAACUGAUUGUCAAACUUUUGUAAAAUGCAAUAGAAAUGCUCGAGGACUUCUCAGUGGUCAAAUGUAUCAAUGUCCCGAAGGUCAAAGCUUUUGGGAAACAUCUAAGAAAUGUGAGAAGAAUAGGAAAAUUCCCAUGUGUAAUAAACUCGGCCCUAAAUUAAAUUGGCAAACGAGUCUAGCUCCUGUUCUUGCUAAUUAAUGAAAUUUAAUUUUAUAAGCAAAAAUUUCAAGUUAAAACGUUUAAUUAGCUCAAUCAUAAUGUAUAUUAUUUAAGCUUAUGGUAAUAAGUAAUAUGUAAUUAAUUAUUUAACCUUAAUUUAGAUUACAAUUUGUGUAAAUUUUGAAAAAUGUUUCAAAGAUUUACCUAGGCAACAAAAAUACACAACUUAAAAUUGAUUCACUAUACGUUUAGUUUGUGAGAAUAUGAACAGAAAAUCAAACUAAAUAUGUAAUGGUGCUAGCAAAUAUUAUAAAUUAGGUUACUAUUAAUCUGUGAUUAAUGGUUAAUGAUUAAUACAAUAUUUUUGUUAUGAACCAUAUUACCUAUGCAUUUGAUUUCAAAAAUAAUGUGCCAUAUUAGACAAGUAUUUUUGCUUAAAAGUCUCAUCAAUUUUUGAAACAUUUUUUAAAUAUUGCAAAUAAUUACGUAUAAGUUAUAUUUUUAUAUUUUUUAUACAAUAUUGUGAUGAAUUUAUUGUUUUUUUUUUUUUUUAAUCUUAUAUUUAUAAAUUUUGUACAUACAUUUUUAUGCCAAAUUAAAAAUAUAUUAUUAAUUUAAUUUUUGCAAGCUUUUUUAGUUUAAUUUUAUUCAAUAAUUAAAAUAAUUAUAUUGUAAUAAUUAAAAAAAUAGAUAGUAGGAACUCUAUUUAAUAAAAUAUAAAAAUAAUUA